AUCGCGAACCUGCCGUUAUUUGUUCGACCGUUUAGAUUUUACGUAGCUAAACUGGAACGUUGCAUUUGAGGGGAACUAUCUUGAUAUCGUGUCAUCUUUUGUCACGUGAUUGAAUUUUGCCGCUGUAGUCACCUGAUCGGUUAUGUUGUUGCUGAUAGAGAAACAUGGCUGCCCACCUAUCGUACGGUAGAGUCAAUUUAAACAUUUUGAGAGAAGUAGCACGAAAAGACCUUCGAGAGUUUUUGGACAAAUGUGCGGGAAGCAAGGCCAUCGUUUGGGAUGAAUACCUUACGGGACCUUUUGGAUUGAUAGCACAGUACUCUCUACUGAAGGAACAUGAAGUGGAGAAGAUGUUCACCCUCAAGAGUGGCAGGGUCCCCCCUGCUGACGUCAAAAAUAUCAUUUUCUUUGUUCGUCCAAGACUGGAGCUCAUGGACAUCAUUGCUGAGAAUGUAUUCAGUGAGGACAAGUUGCAGUCGUCACGAGACUUCCACAUUUUGUUUGUGCCUCGGCGGAGCGUGCUGUGUGAACAGCGGCUGAAGGAGCAGGGUGUGUUGGCCUCCUUCAUCAACAUUGACGAGUAUAUCCUGGACCUGAUCCCCUAUGAUGGCGAUCUGCUCUCCAUGGAGUAUGAAAGUGCUUUCAGGGAGUGCUACUUAGAAAAUGACCAAACAAGCCUUUACCACACAGCCAAAGGCCUCAUAAACCUACAGGCACUGUAUGGCACCAUUCCACAGAUAUAUGGGAAAGGAGAGUGUGCUCGACAUGUUGCCAACAUGAUGCUGCGAAUGAAGAGGGAGUUUGCCGGCAGUCAGAAUCAGAUCCUUCCAGUGUUCGAUACUCUGCUCCUCCUGGACCGUAAUGUUGACCUGCUCACUCCUCUGGCCACACAGCUCACCUACGAGGGUCUCAUUGACGAGAUCUAUGGAAUAACUAACGGUUAUGUGAAGUUGCCUCCUGAGAAGUUUGCGCAGAAAAAGCAAGGUGAGGCGAGUAAAGAUUUACCCACAGAGCCCAAGAAGUUACAGCUCAACUCGGCAGAGGAACUGUAUGCAGAAAUACGGGACAAAAAUUUCAACGCUGUCGGAGCGGCGCUCAGCAAGAAGGCCAAAAUAAUUUCAGCGGCCUUUGAGGGGCGCCACAAUGCGAAAACAGUGGGAGAAAUAAAGCAGUUUGUGUCUCAGUUGCCCCACAUGCAGGCAGCUCGAAGCUCGCUGGCCAACCACACUUCUAUAGCUGAGCUGAUCAAGGAUAUCACCACAUCUGAGGCAUUCUUUGAUAAUCUAACAGUGGAGCAGGAGUUUAUGACUGGAGUCGAAACAGACAAGGUGAACCCAUAUAUCGAAGACUGCAUUGCCCAAAAGGAUCCACUGAUCAAGAUACUGCGUCUGGUGUGUAUGCAGUCUGUCUGCAACAACGGCCUCAAGCAGAAGGUGUUCGACUACUAUAAGAGGGAGAUUCUCCAGACCUAUGGUUAUGAACACAUACUGACACUGAACAACCUAGAGAAGGCAAGUCUGUUGAAGCCACAGACAAGCUCAAGGAAUAACUACCCCACCAUAAGAAAAACCCUCAAACUGUGGCUGGAGGACGCCAAUGAACAGAAUCCCAACGACAUCUCCUAUGUGUACAGUGGCUACGCUCCACUAAGUGUUCGACUGACUCAGGUCUUGGCCAGGCCCGGCUGGCGUAGCAUCGAAGAGGUGCUGAAAAUGCUUCCGGGCCCACACUUUGAGGAGAGACAGCAGCUCCCCGCCGGCCUUCACAAGAAACGUCAGCAGGGGGAGAACCGGACAACGCUGGUGUUCUUCCUCGGCGGAGUGACGUAUGCAGAAAUAGCCGCUCUUCGUUUCCUCUCUCAAAUGGAAGACAGUGGGAUGGAGUAUAUUAUAGCCACCACAAAACUCUUAAAUGGUACAACUUGGAUCAAAUCUCUCAUGGACCGGCCUGAAUCCCAGAUCUCCUGAGUCACCUGCAUGUACACCUGGCCACAUCAAACAACCCCU
Cyclopterus lumpus (lumpfish) is the source of this 2006-nucleotide messenger RNA. RefSeq names its product VPS33A core subunit of CORVET and HOPS complexes (gene vps33a). The transcript has 13 exons. The coding region runs from base 165 to 1967 and encodes 600 amino acids. Gene Ontology annotation, cellular component: lysosome; CORVET complex. The record is from RefSeq and is a predicted model, not a curated record. Lineage: Eukaryota; Metazoa; Chordata; Actinopteri; Perciformes; Cyclopteridae. Gene Ontology annotation, biological process: vesicle-mediated transport; intracellular protein transport.